AUACUCUCUCUCGCUCUCUCUCUCUCCCUCGCUCUCUCUCUCUCUCUCUCUAACACCCACUCCCUCUGACGCCUUCUUCUUCUCAAUGGAGGCCAUGAGAAGAAAGCAGCCGGCUGGUCUAGCCAAGAGCAGCGUGGACAAAGGUGCGUCUGCAAAGAAAGAGGGACUCGAUCCAGCAAGUAACGGAGAGGAAAAGUCAGACGGAGACAAAGAGGUAGCAGCCAGACUGGCCUCCUCCCCUGCAGCAGAGGCAAUGCUCAACGGCAUCGAAUGUGACGACACGAGGCACAAGAGCCCGACACACGGCUCCGCGACAGGCAGCAGCAAGACUUUACUGUUGAUAAAUGAAAAUGGGAUGAUGGACCUGGAGCCACCGCACGCUUCUGUUACUGGAAGCAAUGGAUUCAUUCUCACUAAGCAGCAGCAGCAGGACGGCAGCUCUGCAGCGAUGCCAGGUUUGGGAGCUUCCCCUCACAGGACUAGCUGGUUGUCCUCGGGCACAUCAGCAGGGGGACACGCGGCCAAACCUGCCUCGGCAUCAGGGAGUGCACAGACUUCGAGUGCAUUACGGACUGACCCCAGUACAGGGACUACGUCGGGACAGGGUAUAUCGGACACUAAAAAUGGCACAGCGCCAUCUCCUGCACCCGUCACAAUACACAGAGCACGCAAGACCAUGUCCAGGCCUGCUGUCAGCCCGGCACAAAAGCUUCUGAACAGGGAAUUAAGAGAAGCGAAAAGUGCCACAGUCGAGAAAAUGGAGACUAACGUUGCACCUGAUGUGCAGAAACCCUCGCAGCAGCCCUCUCAGAACCAUCUACCUCAGAGUCCACCAGAAACGCCAGCUUCUGCACAAACCACGUCAUCCUCCUCACCAGCACCUCCACCAACUCCAGCUGCUCCGGCCCCCGCCAAGCUCCAACUAGGCUCGUUCUCAGGAGGGCUGUCAUCCCGCAAGAAAAAGAGGAGGAUGGGAACGUACAGCCUGGUUCCCAAGAAGAAAACCAAAGUGCUUAAGCAGAGAACCGUGCUAGAAAUGUUUAAGGACCUACAACAAUCGGCGAAGAUCCCACAGACUAAAGAGGCAGUUAUCAUAAAUGGGGAGAAGGUAGAAAACGCGUCUGAGGAGGAAGAGUCGGAGGAGGUGGAGUCUGAGGAAGAGGAGGGACCGCAGAUGUCAGGAGGACCCGUCAGUGUUCAGGAAACAUCUGAACCCAUCUCCCAGGUUGGAGAUGAGCAGGAGUCUGAAGAGUCUGGAGAAGAAGAGGGAGAGGAGGAGGGCACAGAGUCCGACAUGAGCACCGAGUCGGGUCUGAAGAAGAAGUUGAAAAAGAAAACGAAAGGAGACAGCGCGUGGCUCCGGCCGUCCAGGAAACGGAAGAGGAGAUUAAAGGCCAAAGAACUGGAGCUGGUGGUUCAUCCUCAGGCUUCAGCUCCGGCCCUGGCAGGUGAAGGAAAGGAAUACACGCAGAUCGUCCCUCCAGAUUCCCUCAGCGUCAGCAAACCCCAGGAGCUGGUGGCUCCGGCACAGAAUAAAGGGUCGGCGGUCGAGGAGUCUCAGGAGCUUCCGCUCUGCAGCUGCCGCAUGGAGACGCCCAAGAGUCGAGAGAUCCUCAUCCUGGCCGAUAGGAAGUGCAUGGCCACAGAGAGCGUGGACGGACAGCUGAGCCGGUGCCAAAGUGCCGUACUGAAACACGAGAUGAUGCGUCCGUCCAAUUCUGUUCAGCUGCUGGUUCUGUGCGAAGACCACCGCAACGGCAUGGUGAAGCACCAGUGCUGCCCGGGCUGCGGCUUCUUCUGCAGAGCUGGGACAUUCAUGGAGUGCCAACCAGACGUCAGCAUCUCUCACCGGUUCCAUCGCGCUUGUGCCUCGGUGCUGAAAGGUCAGAGCUUCUGCCCUCACUGUGGAGAGGAGGCCAGCAAGGCCAAGGAGGUCACCAUCGCCAAGGCGGACACCACCUCCACCGUGCCCACCGCGCUCGCACACGGACCUGCCACACCCGGGGCCACCGAGGGGCGAGCAGACACCACCACUGGCAGCUCCACUCGUGUCUCGGUCGGGGCGGAGGCCGGCGGCCGGGCCGACAGCUCCUUUUCUGUUCGUUCGGCACACCCCCUCGACACCUCCGCCGUUCCUGGGUCGUCCAGGACUGCGACGCUUCAGGCCAGUGUGGGAACAACCGCUUCGCCGACAGUUCCUCAAGGACCACCGCGAGAAACUCUGGAGAGCAUCCUGGUCGCUCUCGACACUGAGAAGCCCAAGAAGUUGCGUUUUCACCCAAAGCAACUUUACCUCUCGGCCAAACAGGGAGAACUCAAGAGGGUGUUGCUCAUGUUGGUGGACGGCAUUGACCCCAACUUUAAGAUGGAUACUCAGAACAAACGCACUCCGCUUCAUGCCGCAGCUGAGGGCGGACACAAAGACAUCUGCCACAUGCUCGUACAGGCCGGUGCAAACCUGGACAUGUGUGACGACGAUCAGCGGACGCCACUGAUGGAGGCCUGUGAGAACAACCACAUGGAGACGGUGCUGUACCUGCUGAGAGCUGGAGCCAGCGCCAUGCACAAGGAUGUUGAGGGCUUCACGUGUCUCCACCUAGCGGCCAAGUCCGGUCAUUACAACAUUGUUGAGCACCUUCUCUCCACAGGACUGAUCAACAUAAACUGUCAGGAUGACGGAGGUUGGACGGCCAUGAUCUGGGCGACUGAGUACAAACAUGCUGACCAGGUGAAGCUGCUUCUGUCCAAAGGAGCCGACAUCAGCGUCAGGGACAAGGAGGAAAACAUCUGCCUUCACUGGGCAGCGUUCUCCGGCAGUGUGGAGAUCGCGGAGCUGCUGCUGAACGCCCACUGCGAUCUGCAGGCUGUCAACAUCCACGGAGACUCUCCGCUACACAUCGCUGCUCGGGAGAAUCGCCUGGAAUGUGUCACGGUUUUCCUGUCUCGAGGAGCAGAUGUUUUUCUGAAGAACCGCGAAGGAGAAACUCCUCCGGACUGCUGCAGCCACAACUCGAAGGCCUGGGCGGCUCUGCAGGCCAACAGGAAGGAGAGGGACGCCAAGAACAGCAGACUGGGUCGAGCAGAGGAGAAAAUCCUUCACAGUGACAUCGCUCUGGGGCAGGAGGGAGUUCCUAUUCCUUGUGUCAACUCUGUGGACAGUGAAACGUACCCAGACAACUACAAAUACAUCUCUGAAAACUGUGUCACAUCCCCCAUGAACAUCGACAGGAACAUAACGCACCUACAGUACUGUGUUUGUAAGGAGGAUUGUUCGGCAAGUAUCUGCAUGUGUGGACAGCUCAGCCUGCGCUGCUGGUACGACAAGAGUGGUUGUCUUCUCCCUGAAUUCUGCCGUGAGGAGCCUCCGCUCAUCUUUGAGUGCAACCACGCAUGUUCCUGCUGGAGAACCUGCAAAAACCGCGUCGUGCAAAAUGGACUCAGGAGCAGACUUCAGCUCUUCAGGACCAGUAAGAAGGGCUGGGGCGUCCGCGCCCUGCAGGACAUACCACAGGGGACCUUCGUAUGCGAGUACGUCGGUGAGAUCAUCUCCGAAGCGGAAGCCGAGAUGAGGCAGAACGACGCCUACCUGUUCAGUCUGGACGAUAAGCCACAGGACAUGUACUGCAUCGACGCCCGUUUCUAUGGAAACAUCAGCCGCUUCCUCAACCACAUGUGCGAGCCCAACUUGUUCGCCUGUCGAGUGUUCACGACGCACCAGGACCUUCGAUUCCCACACAUUGCCUUCUUCGCCAGUGAAAACAUCAAAGCUGGAGAGGAGCUGGGAUUUAACUACGGUGACCACUUCUGGGAAGUCAAGAGCAAACUGUUCAACUGCGAAUGCGGCUCCUCCAAGUGCAAGUACUCGUCGGCGGCCAUGGCGUCGCUGCAGGCCGACAGCACACCGGAGGAGCAGCAGCAGCCGAGCGCGUCGCCCGACACCAGCUCCUCCAACAGCCCGCCCAGUCCUUCGUAGACGCCUCCGCACACUAAGCCUCGCUGCACGUGCAGGACAGAGGGCGCCACCUGCGUCCAUCCACCAAGAACUUUGAACUUUUAUCUAUGAACUUGUACUGUAUCUCCACUUCUGAUUAAAUGACCAUGGACCACAGACGACACUCACACUGAGAAGCAGAUGCACAGACUCCUGGAACCAGUCGCUGCUCCUUUAUUCCACCUGGUGUAACAGCAGGGGGCAGUGACGUCACGCACAGCAAACUUCACAGGGACGAUUCAAAAAACAGUCCUGACAUUUCAUCCUUUCCAGGAAGGAGACCUGUGCGUUUGGUCUUGAUUAAGAUAAUUGACAUCGUUGAAUGGCUUUUUCGUAGAAUCAUGAUAAAGGAUUUCGGGGUUCGGGAUGAGCGUAUCGUUGUCUUUUGCGAAGACAACCUCGGCGUACAGCCGAGUUUAACUUGUUUGACCGAUGUGGUCGUUUAUCAUGAACCAUUCCAGCAGAAUCAGCAGAUAACUAAUGAAUUUUGUUGCCACCUUUUCCGUGUCACUUCAUCUUCGUUGCCGUGUUUGAAUGGAUGUCCAACAUUUGCUACCACACUUGGUUCCAAAUUGAAAGUUGAUUCAAACGAUGUAAAAAAAAAGUGAACCAUUUUUUUAUUUGCUACUCAAGUGAGUAUAGAUGAUAGAACGAUGUUGUACCAUUCCUCAAGAACGAGGCGUUUCUAGUCUGAAUAAAUUGGCUGAUCUUUUUUUAUUACGCAUGGGGAUCUUAAUGUGUCAGAUAUUUUGCCACGGUUUUGGAGGAAUUUAUUAAACUGAAGUGGAGUUAAAAGAAAUAACAUGGUGCUGACAAAGGUUUUUACUUUUGUUUUCAUUUGUAUUACCCAAGUGAACAUAGUUUGUAAAAUAAGAGAACAUUUUAAGUUUUUUUAUGUUUAAUUUUAUCUCCAGUUUUCUAAUCGUAGUUACUGUAGUUAGCCUGUUUUUAAUUUCCUUUCGCCAUUUUGCCAACAGAAGCCAACCCGUCUUUUUAAAUGUUGUUAGUAAAGCAGUGACUGUUGUGCAAAGUUUUGAAAGAUAUAAAUGGGUAAAAAAAGGUUAUAAAAAUGCACUUCCAGUACGUUCUGUUACAUAUUUCUGGACCGUGAACCAUUCAUCUAAUUGGUUGUAUCUUUUUCAAUAAAUUUACUACUAAUGCAUUUA
This is a messenger RNA of Hippoglossus stenolepis (Pacific halibut), 5157 nucleotides long. RefSeq names its product euchromatic histone-lysine N-methyltransferase 1b (gene ehmt1b). Gene Ontology annotation, molecular function: protein-lysine N-methyltransferase activity; histone methyltransferase activity; zinc ion binding. The transcript is spliced from 26 exons. Gene Ontology annotation, cellular component: nucleus. NCBI's taxonomy places the organism in Eukaryota, Metazoa, Chordata, Actinopteri, Pleuronectiformes, Pleuronectidae. The coding region runs from base 86 to 3973 and encodes 1295 amino acids. The record is from RefSeq and is a predicted model, not a curated record.